This is a messenger RNA of Morchella importuna, 312 nucleotides long. RefSeq lists its product as uncharacterized. The record is from RefSeq and is a predicted model, not a curated record. NCBI's taxonomy places the organism in Eukaryota, Fungi, Ascomycota, Pezizomycetes, Pezizales, Morchellaceae. The transcript has 2 exons. The coding region runs from base 1 to 312 and encodes 103 amino acids.
AUGUCAGCAGCGUCCAUCCCGACCUACUUCACCACCAACGCCGACUACAAAACAUGGACACUCCUGGCUUUCCUCACCGCCGAAUCCGCCGCGCUCGAAACGCCCAUCGACACGGAGAUCAAGCGCCGCCUCGGCGACGCGUGGAACAGCACGCUGCUGCACUAUGCGAACGACGCUGAGAACCCGCGGCGCGCGGGCUGGGCCGAGCGCCUCCGCAGGGAGUGGAAAGAUGUCUUGGCGGCCACACAACUCCCCCCACCAUCAAACAACACCACCACAACAACCACAACAACCACAACAACCACCAGAUAA